Molecule: messenger RNA, 1704 nt
Organism: Plasmopara halstedii
Lineage: Eukaryota; Oomycota; Peronosporomycetes; Peronosporales; Peronosporaceae
Product: methylcrotonoyl-carboxylase beta mitochondrial
Exons: 1
Coding region: 1-1704 (567 amino acids)
Biological process (GO): L-leucine catabolic process
Cellular component (GO): methylcrotonoyl-CoA carboxylase complex; mitochondrion
Molecular function (GO): methylcrotonoyl-CoA carboxylase activity
Source: RefSeq, a predicted model, not a curated record
AUGAUGCUAUCAAAUGUGCGCAAAGCCUCAGGCCUCAGGCUGUCCUUGUUUCGUCGCCAAAGCUUUGCGUCACUAGCAGGUAUAUUGCGCUCAUCUUCCAACCUCUUAGAUGGACAUUUGGCCGUCAAUUCGGCGCAAUUUCAAGAGUCCCAAGCACACAUGGCCAAUCUAACAAAUGAGUUACGAGAGCGUGUGACAAAGGCACGUCAAGGUGGUGGUAUGGCAGCUCGAACGCGUCAUGAGUCCCGAAACAAAAUGUUUGUGCGUGAUAGAAUCGAUUCGUUACUAGAUCCUGGCUCGCCCUUUCUCGAGCUCUCUCCACUUGCCGCCUACGAUAUGUACGGGGGCGACGUACCCAGCGCCGGGAUCGUCACGGGUAUCGGUCGUAUAAGUGGCGUAGAGUGUAUGAUCCUAGGCAACGACGCAACUGUUAAGGGCGGUACAUACUUUCCUAUGACAGUCAAGAAGCAUUUACGAGCGCAGGAGAUUGCACAAGAAAAUCGUUUACCGUGUGUGUACUUGGUUGAUUCAGGCGGUGCCUAUUUACCGCUCCAAGCCGACAUUUUUCCAGAUCGCGACCACUUUGGGCGGGAAUUUUACAAUCAAGCGAAUAUGUCGGCCAUGGGUAUUCCACAGAUAGCCGUAGUUAUGGGCAGCUGCACAGCUGGAGGCGCCUACGUGCCAGCAAUGUCGGACGAGAGUGUUAUUGUGAGGGGAAAUGGUACUGUAUUUUUAGGUGGUCCGCCUCUUGUGAAGGCUGCCACUGGCGAAGUCAUUACUCCUGAGGAAUUAGGAGGUGCUGAUGUGCAUUGUCGUACAUCUGGUGUGACGGAUCAUUAUGCUAAUAAUGAUGCGCACGCGCUCGAUAUUACGCGACGUAUCAUCAGCAAUCUGAACUACCGGAAAGAGCAAGUUGUUACUCAGACGUCAAAUGUGGAACCCGUAUUUUCCCCGGAAGAGCUUGAUGGUGUGAUUCCUAUCGAUUCACGCAAACCUUUUGAUGUGCGUAAAGUGAUUGCUCGUAUUGUAGAUGGUAGUCGUCUUGACGAAUUCAAAAAGGAGUAUGGAACGACAAUUGUCACUGGAUUUGCACGCUUGUAUGGAAACCCUGUCGGUAUCGUGGCCAACAAUGGUAUUUUAUUCUCGGAUUCGUCUGUGAAAGCGGCACAUUUUAUUGAAUUGUGUUGUCAACGUGGUAUUCCCCUGCUAUUUCUGCAAAAUAUUACGGGCUUUAUGGUCGGCAAAAAGGCUGAACAUGGCGGUAUUGCGAAAGAUGGUGCGAAGAUGGUCAUGGCAGUUGCGAAUGCAAAGGUACCGAAGAUAACGUGCAUCAUUGGCGGUUCUUAUGGUGCUGGUAACUACGGCAUGUGCGGUCGUGCCUUUUCUCCUCGCUUUCUGUACAUGUGGCCAAAUGCUCGUAUAUCGGUCAUGGGUGGGGAACAGGCUGCGGGUGUAUUGGCUCAAGUACAACGUGAAAAUUAUGAACGUCGGAAAGAAACUUGGUCUGCCGAACAAGAGACUGCUUUCAAGCAGCCGAUUUUAGACAAGUAUGAUCAAGAAAGCUCUGCAUACUACUCAACAGCGCGUCUCUGGGAUGACGGCAUUAUCGACCCAAAAGACACUCGCAAAGUGCUUGGACUCAGUCUUAGCGUCGGGCUACAUGAAAUGCCACCGAAAACACAAUUUGGCGUAUUUCGCAUGUGA